Molecule: messenger RNA, 1032 nt
Organism: Colletotrichum navitas
Lineage: Eukaryota; Fungi; Ascomycota; Sordariomycetes; Glomerellales; Glomerellaceae
Product: P-loop containing nucleoside triphosphate hydrolase protein
Exons: 1
Coding region: 1-1032 (343 amino acids)
Biological process (GO): iron-sulfur cluster assembly
Cellular component (GO): cytosol
Molecular function (GO): ATP binding; 4 iron, 4 sulfur cluster binding; ATP-dependent FeS chaperone activity
Source: RefSeq, a predicted model, not a curated record
AUGGCCCCUUCUUUAGAAGAAGACCCGGAGUCGGUCCAGGACGUCCUCUCCAACCCCCUUAAACAGAAGCCCUCUCUAGUCGCCCCGGAACCAGAACACUGCCCGGGCCCGGAGUCCGCAACGGCAGGCACGGCAGACUCGUGCGCCGGCUGCCCGAACAAGGAGAUCUGCGCCGCGACGGCUACAAAGGGCCCGGACCCAGACAUCCCCAUCAUCUCCUCGCGCCUCUCCUCCAUCGCCCACAAGAUCCUCGUCCUUUCCGGCAAGGGCGGCGUCGGCAAGUCCACCUUCACCACCCUCCUCGCCCACGCCUUCGCCACAAAUCCGGACAGCAGCGUCGGCAUCAUGGACACGGACAUCUGCGGGCCCUCGAUCCCCAAGAUGCUCGGCGUCGAGUCCGAGACCAUCCACGUCUCCGGCGCCGGCUGGUCUCCCGUCUGGGUCCUCGACAACCUCGGCGUCAUGUCGAUCCAGUUCAUGCUGCCAGACCGCGACGCCGCAAUCAUCUGGCGCGGCGCCAAGAAGAACGGCCUCAUCAAGCAGUUCCUCAAGGACGUCGAGUGGGGGCCCCUCGACUUCCUGCUGGUCGACACCCCGCCGGGCACCAGCGACGAGCACCUUAGCGUCAACACCUUCCUCCGCGACAGCGGCAUCGACGGCGCCGUCGUCGUCACGACACCCCAAGAGGUCUCGCUCCUCGACGUCCGCAAGGAGAUCGACUUCUGCCGCAAGGCGGGUAUCCGCGUGCUGGGCCUGGCCGAGAACAUGGCGGGGUUUGUCUGCCCCAAGUGCACGAACCAGAGCGAGAUCUUCCGGGCAACGACGGGCGGCGGGAGGGCGCUGGCCCAAGAGAUGGGGGUGCCGUUCCUGGGGAGCGUGCCGCUGGACCCGCGCAUUGGCAUGGCGUGCGACUACGGCGAAAGCUUCUUCGACAGUUUCCCGGAUAGCCCCGCGUGCCUGGCGUUCAAGGAAGUUGUAAGGAACGUCAGCAAGGAAAUCGGUCUGAACGACAAGGACGUGUUGCCCGAGUAG